UCUUUACCUUUAAACCCACGCACUCACUCUCUUUCACUCUCUCUCCUCAGUUUAUCUGUCUGUCUCUCUGCAACUUGAUGGGGAAUUGUUUCUCUGAUGGUGGUGCUAAAUCAGCUGCUGCUGGUGGCGCUGGUGCCACUUCAGCUUCUCCAAAUAAUCAUCACCACCACCAAUCUGGUGCUGGUGGCGCCGCUUCUAAUGACGCCGUCGAUUUAUAUCUUAACUCACACGGUUAUCGAGGUCUUUUCUCCCAGAUCGAGUUGUCACUUUCGGCUUCAAACUUACGAGACAGGGAUACAUUAUCCAAGAGUGAUCCAAUGGCAGUUAUUUAUACCAAAGGAAGAGAUGGGAAACUUGAAGAAGUUGGUCGAACUGAAGUGGUAUUAAACUCACUAGAUCCUGUGUGGAUCGCAAAACAUACUGUUAAGUACCAUUUUGAGAUCCUGCAGACUUAUGUAUUUCGGGUUUAUGAUGUAGAUUCACAGUUUCACAAUGUACCAGUAAAGAUGCUUAAGCUGGAUGAACAACAGUUUCUGGGGGAGGUCACUUGUGCCUUAUCUGAGAUAGUAUCUAAACCAACCCGGUCAUUGACACUAAAUCUUGUAAAUGGAGAAGAACAUGCUAAGGAUAACCAUUUUCAGAAAUUAGGGGUGCUCACUAUUCGUGCACAAGAGUGUACUAGCUCAAAGACAACAGCGGAGAUUAUCUUCCGGUGUUCAGAUCUUGAAUACAAAGAUCUCUUCUCUAAAAGUGAUCCUUUCCUGGUCAUUUCAAAAGCUGUUGGGAGUGGAUCACUGAUUCCUGUUUGCAAGACAGAAGUGAAAAAGAAUGAUCACAACCCGACAUGGAAGCCAGUCUUCUUAAAUCUUCAGCAAAUUGGAAGCAAGGAUACACCUUUAACUAUUGAAUGCUUCAACUUUAAUAGCAAUGGAAGACAUGAUUUGCUUGGCAAAACUGAAAAAUCGCUAGCCGACUUGGAAAAUCUACUCAAUGAAGAGGGAGAAAGUUUGUUCGUGCCAGACGUAGUUGGACAAAGUGUACAAAACAAGGUAUUAAAGAGUCGACUUUUUGUGGAAAAGUAUUCUGAGAGCACACAACACAGUUUCCUGGAUUACAUCGCAGGUGGAUGCGAAAUGAAUUUCAUGGUGGCUGUUGAUUAUACAGCUUCAAAUGGAAAUCCACGCCUCCCAGAUUCCUUGCAUUACAUAGACCCCUCAGGCAGGCCAAAUGCAUACCAGAAAGCAAUUAAAGAUGUUGGAGAUGUCUUACAAUGCUAUGAUUCAGACAAGUGUUACCCUUGUUGGGGUUUUGGAGCACGACCAAUUGAUGGUCCGGUCUCUCAUUGCUUUAACUUGAGUGGAAGUAGUAUUCACUCUGAGGUUGAUGGAAUUCAAGGUAUUUUGACAGCAUACGAUGGUGCCCUACAUAAUGUUCAAUUUGCAGGACCUACUCUUUUCGGCCCAAUAAUUCACGCUGCAUCAGAGAUUGCCAGCCAGUCUCUUGCCAAUAAUGAACACAAGUAUUUUGUAAUGUUAAUAAUCACGGAUGGAGUAAUAACUGAUCUGCAAGAAACUAUAGAUUCUCUAGUAAAGGCAUCUGACUUGCCAUUAUCUGUUCUCAUUGUUGGAGUUGGCGGGGCUGACUUCAAAGAAAUGGAGACUUUUUGGCAGGUAUUGGAUGCUGAUAAAGGAGGGAGACUAGAAAGCUCAAGCGGAAAAAUUGCGUCGCGUGACAUUGUACAGUUUGUUCCUCUUCAACGAUUACAGGGUGGAGAGAUUUCAGUUGUUCAUUCACUUCUAGCAGAAUUACCCUCGCAGUUCUUAACAUACAUGCGGUCUAGGGAUAUUCAACCACGACAACCAAGAAACAGUCAGAAGUGUACAUAAAGAUUUAUUUUCAUUUCUUUUUCGGCUAUUUGUAUUCUUUAUGGUAUGGCAAGGUUUUCAGUGUUUCCAUAUCAUGUUGUAACAAUUUUUUUGUCCACAUUUUUUCAAUGUAUUAUUGUUUCUGUACGCUAGAAAGAAAAAGCACACGUAAAUAAACAAAAAUGUCCACUCAUUUGUCAAGUUUUAUCACAUUUUUUCAAUGUAUUAUUGUUUCUGGA
This is a messenger RNA of Papaver somniferum (opium poppy), 2104 nucleotides long. Its product is annotated as protein BONZAI 1-like. The coding region runs from base 78 to 1886 and encodes 602 amino acids. The record is from RefSeq and is a predicted model, not a curated record. Gene Ontology annotation, biological process: cellular response to calcium ion. Gene Ontology annotation, molecular function: calcium-dependent phospholipid binding. The transcript has 16 exons. Lineage: Eukaryota; Viridiplantae; Streptophyta; Magnoliopsida; Ranunculales; Papaveraceae. Gene Ontology annotation, cellular component: plasma membrane.